AUGUUAUGUGAGAUAUUGAUAAUAUUUUCGGUGUUGUGGCUGGCGGUGCACCGAUGGCACAGGAGGCGAAUGUUCGCGUUAUGGAAACAGUUGAAGAACCAAUACACCAUGCUGCCUUUUAUUGGACAUGCUUAUAUGUUUUUUGGGAGUGAUGAACAUAGAAUGAAAAUGUUUCAGCGGCUUGGAUUAGAGUCAAUAGAAAAAGGAGGAAUCAUGGGUCUGUGGCAAGGCAGCAGGUUUUACAUUAUGAUAGCAGAUCCAGUAAACGCUGAGUUUGUUUUAAAAACUUGCCUAGAAAAGGAUGAUGUCAUGAAGUGCUCUCGGCUACUUACUGGAAACGGCAGUGUGUUUGCUCCAGUGCAUAUCUGGCGUCCUCGGCGCAAAUUCCUAGCCCCGACAUUCAGUCCUAAGAAUCUGAUGAACUUUGUGAAAAUAUUUUCCAAGCAGAGUACUGUGAUGGUCGACAAUCUAAAGAAGGCCGCUGGGACUGGCACUUUUCCCAUAUGGAAGUACAUAACCUCGUAUUCUAUGGACUCUGUUUGUGAAACAACAUUAGGCGUUCAAGUAAAUGCACAGAAGCAGUCCGCCCUCCCCUUUUUGAAGGCAUUCGAAGAGAUAUGCAAAAUGGAUUCAGCUCGUAUCUGCAAGCCAUGGCUUCAAAAUGAAUCGAUGUAUAGAUUGAUGCCCGCCUACACACAAUAUAUGAACUAUAAGGCUAUGUUAUGCAAUUUCAUUGAUCAGGUAAUCAAAUCAAAACGCAAGUCGCUUGAAGAAGAGAAACAGAAAGCUGAGCCGGAUCAAAAAGUAGAUGCUGUCAAAACGUUCCUGGAGCUUUUAAUAGACUCUUCUGGUGGUGAGAAGGGGUUCAAUGAUGUUGAGUUGCAGGAAGAGACCCUGGUCAUGGUGCUGGCUGGUACAGACACCUCAGCUGCAGGAGCUGCUUUUGCAACCGUCAUGCUUUCUAAACAUCCUGAUGUUCAAGACAAAGUGUAUAAAGAGUUACAAGAAGUGUUUGGGGAUUCAGACCGACCUAUAGUAGCUGAAGACUUGCCUCGACUCAAAUACCUGGACGCCGUGGUUAAAGAAACUUUGAGACUGUACCCUUCAGUGCCAGUUAUUGUGAGGCGAGUGGACCAUGACGUCACACUUCCCUCAGGCCUAACGCUGGUAAAAGACUGUGGUAUAGUUAUAAACAUAUGGGCGGUACAUCGAAAUCCUAACUUCUGGGGAGACGAUGCCCAGGUGUUCAGACCAGACCGAUUCAUUGACACUCGUCAGAAGCAUCCAGCUGCUUACAUGGCGUUUAGUCAUGGACCAAGGGCUUGUCUUGGAUAUCAAUACGCGAUGAUGUCAAUAAAAACCGCAUUAGCAGCACUUUUACGCAAAUACAGGAUACUCCCGGCAUCAACGGGUGAUCGAAUGGCCCACGGCGACAAAAACAAACCCAUUCGAGUAAGAUUCGACAUUAUGAUGAAGGCCAUGGACAACUUUGCAAUACAAUUACAACCUAGGUUUAAAAUAUAAUUGUUAAAAAUAUAGUGUAGUUUGUAUACCAAUAAAAUAGUUUAUAUUAUAACUAACGACACCGCUCUUAGGUCCCAGGUUCGAAUCCCGGGAUGGGCAAACCGAUAUUGGAUUUUUCGACACAGUACCAGCUCCGAGUUUAGUGUUUGUUCCCGAUAUGGUAAUAGGAUCUUUCUCUAUUUCAUUGAAAAAUGGGUGCACGGUUGCCCUAAUCUACAUCGGAUAAAGGCGUGAUGGUAUAUAUUUUUAUUCCUGAAUAACGAAACGGGCAUGCCGCUUCUAUGAUGAUAAGUAACUGCCCUUAUAUCGUAGCAAAAACUUCGAUUAAUUAACUAAUAUUCGGUACUGAACUGCACUCGUCAUUCUGACUACUCCUAUAUACUAGACGCUCAGUACUUUUUAUCCAAAGCUUUUAUUUAACUUUCAAUGUUUGUAUGUAUGUAUCUAUAUACAUAUAGUUAUGUUGGGGUAGAAUCUCGCAACUGAAUUGUAAAGCAGUUAUCCUCAACCGAUUAAGUCGAAAUUCGAGGUCGACUCAAGAUGGCGGUCUAGUUAUUUUUUACGCACACCUUUAAUAUGGGUAUCAAAUUAAAUAAUUUUCUGAGAAAAAAAUGAAUAAUAAAGUGACGUCUGAGUUCAACACUUCCAGGAGAUAAUGUAGUCAGCCUGGCUCAACGGUAAGAGUUGUGAGGUUCUGUCUUAACUAAUAUCGACUAUAGCCUCGGCAAAUUCUAGCGGUGUUGAAAAAAUCCCAAUGGUGGAAAAUAGGAUGAUAUUAAGUUAGAAAUAAUUUGUUGGUGCUGUGAACAAUAAAAAAAAUAAAGAUGGCGGAUCCAAGAUUUUAUUUAUGGUAAGUGGUGGGGUCCGAUAAAAU
Messenger RNA from Manduca sexta (tobacco hornworm), 2398 nucleotides. RefSeq names its product cytochrome P450 4C1. The transcript has 10 exons. The coding region runs from base 1 to 1524 and encodes 507 amino acids. Lineage: Eukaryota; Metazoa; Arthropoda; Insecta; Lepidoptera; Sphingidae. Gene Ontology annotation, molecular function: monooxygenase activity; iron ion binding; heme binding. The record is from RefSeq and is a predicted model, not a curated record.